CUGGGCUCGGGGGGCUGUCGGUGCGGAGUUUUGUGCCAGUUAGUCCGCGGUUCUCUCCGGCCCGGCCAUGUCUGACCCAGCUCAGCAGCCCGCUCCUGGGGCUCCCGAAGGAGGGGCUCCCGAAGGAGGAGCUCCCGAAGGGGCAGCCCCCGGUGGGGGUCCCCCCGGGGCUCCCCCCAACCUGACCAGCAACCGCCGGCUGCAGCAGACGCAGGCCCAAGUGCAGGAGGUAGUUGAUAUAAUGUGUGUAAACGUAGACAAGGUGCUGCAACGAGAUGAGAAGCUGUCAGAGCUGGAUGACCGGGCAGAUGCACUUCAGGCUGGCGCCUCAGUAUUUGAAAGUAGUGCAGCAAAACUCAAAAGGAAGUACUGGUGGAAGAACUGCAAGAUGAUGAUCAUGAUGGGAGUGAUUGGUGCCCUUGUGGUGGUGGUGAUUGCAAUCUACUUUUUUACUUAAAUGUAGCUCCUUCAGUCUGCAACCUCCUGUCCCCUAUUACCUUGCCUGUCUCUUCUGGCCUCUGAAUUUUUCCUUUCCUUCCCUUUCACCUAGCUUCUUCAUUGAUUUCUUUAUUGGUUUUAAUUUGUCUUCUGUGUAGGACUCUGAGCUGCUUACUAAACAUAGGUAGACUUCUCAAUAGCUGCUGCAGCUUUAGGGAGCAUCCUCUAAGUUCAGAGGAAAGGGAAGUUGAGGAAGAGUGGGUAGCUGUUUGCUGCUGCUCUUCUGCAGGGAACUUCUUGUCUUUACUUUUGGGUGUAAGCUUGUCAAAUAGUGCCUGUGUGAACUCUAGUAAAAUAAGAAUGCCUUAACACAGUGCCUUUUGGGAUAAAGGACUUCAGCAUGUGAGAGUCUUUAGUGUUCUGCCUAAAAAGACUGGCAGCAUGACUUGAGCUUUUCAUUGAGCUGCUGAUAUAAAAGCUAGUUUGUGUUGGCCAGUGGCUGUGAGCCAUCUAAGCUACAUGUAGUGAUGUAGAUUUCUCUAGUCAUGGAAAGGUGAGCACGUGAAGAAAUAAUUGUUCUGCCUGUCCUUAUUUCCAGAUGACUUGCUGCCUGAACAUGGCCAUUUCAGUUUUUAUAAAGGAGGGCCUACAUGAUUACCUCAGUCAAAUGCAACAGGCUAAACACAGUUAAGUGAAAGGAGCAUUGUUACUGUCUAAAAGGCAUGUGUGGGAGUAAAGACUCUCUCCACAAGGAUCGAAUGAACAACAAUUAGUCUGGUGGGGAGUGUCAAAUAUGCCUUUCAUCUAUGCACACACAAGCCAGGACCCUGUAGCUUCCUACUGUCUUGUAGCUUUCCAGAAGGAAGACUUUGGAGUAGUGGCAGAAUGGGAAUUGGUGUUUUGCUUUUGAGUCACUGGGGUGAGCGUCAAGGAGGCUCACUGCCAUAGCCGAUAGAGAUGAAGGGGACUGGAGGUAUUCCAGAUGAGACUGAAUGAGCUGCACAGCUUUCUGCUGUUUCUGCUGCCACCAAGCCCUAACUUUCAGCAGGAGUUAGAAAACACUUGAAAUGUUUAGCUGGGGAUUCAAAGGGAAACUGUGCUCUGGGGCAUGGUUAUUGCAAAGUUGACAUCACGUGUCCCAGUUUGGCAACUUAUGUCUCUAAAGAUCUUGCUGAUUGAACUGAAUCCUCCUGCUUGCAAUGGGUUCUCUUGAAUUUAGGUCCAGAGUGGUCUCUGAGGGAAGUAAACUUGUGGCUGUGGCUUUCUGUGAGCAGUUCCUUUGUUCUUCUCUAUCAAAAGUAACAAGAGUUGUAAGUUGUUUGAAUGUGUUGUCAGACAUAGGUUAAAUGAGCUGCCCUGUUUCUGUAGAGUCUUUCAAGGAAUGUGUAUCUCGUCUUUUAACUUUUUUAACAAGCUGAGCUAGACUGGAAAGAGGGUACUCCUUUAAUUUAGAAACCUCUGCCUCUGUUCUGGAAUACACUGGGUUCUGUUUAGGCUUAAGAGGAGGCAGGGAGGACAUCACUGGAGUUCCCAGACAGAAAAAAGAUGGGAGGAGCAGAUGCUUUUUGUUUCAUUGGAUGUGCUGGGGAAGCCCCUUUGUGCCUCCCAGGGCAGCUGGCAAGGGGCUAGGUUUUGCAUGCUCACUUCCAUGCCCCAGCAUUUCAUUUGAGUUCAUCUCCCUGCAAUUCCAUUACUCUCCGCCUCAGGGGAGGGCAGAGAUGAAGAUCUGGAGAGAAGCAGCCCUCAUCCCCUGAGCACUUCCCUAAUUCCCUGCGGAACUGAGAUGGGAUGGACGGUCAGAAGUGCAUCUACUGAAGAGGAGCCAGGGCCUGCUUGUGCUACUUACUGCUCUCAUUUUAGGGGGUAGGCUUACAAGCUUGAGGCCCCCAGACCAGCAAUUCUCUCAAACUCUUCUAAACAAGCCUUUGGAUGCCCCAUUCCUCCUGUCUCUCUGGGAGCUGAGGUCCCCCUAGGUUGUCUCUUUCAUUUCUUUCUCUUAAGUGUUGUAUGUUGCCUCCUCCUCUGCUCCCUUUCCCCUCCUUUGUGUCUCUGUGCACGGGCAAAGCAAAUCACCAAGGCCUUCUUAGUAAAAGCAAGGGACUCUGCUGCCCAUGGCAUCACAGCCACUCAUGCACGUGCAGUUUAUUUACUUCCUCUAUAAACACAACUGUAAUCUCCUCUGGCAUGUUCUAGAAAUCAGCUCAUGUACUUUUAAUGGUCUCUAAGAAACACAAUUUACCACCUUA
Molecule: messenger RNA, 2684 nt
Organism: Pseudopodoces humilis (Tibetan ground-tit)
Lineage: Eukaryota; Metazoa; Chordata; Aves; Passeriformes; Paridae
Gene: VAMP1
Product: vesicle associated membrane protein 1
Biological process (GO): vesicle-mediated transport
Cellular component (GO): membrane
Source: RefSeq, a predicted model, not a curated record